Messenger RNA from Micromonas pusilla CCMP1545, 627 nucleotides. RefSeq lists its product as uncharacterized. Lineage: Eukaryota; Viridiplantae; Chlorophyta; Mamiellophyceae; Mamiellales; Mamiellaceae. The record is from RefSeq and is a predicted model, not a curated record.
AUGGCCGAAUCCGAGGGAGGCCGCCGCCCGCGACGUGCCGCGGCGAAAGCCGCGCUGCUCGCGAACCAGCACCAGAGCGCGCCCAGCGCGAUGCACUACGUCGGCUACGUCGAGGAGGAGGAGACCCCGGAGAUGAUCAUGCAAAAGUUCGCGCAGCUGGAGAAGAUCCAGGAGGAAGCCGCGGCCGCGAAGGAGGCCGCCGCGACCGCGAAAGCCGCCGCCGCCGCGGAGGCGGGCGAUGACGCGCCCAUCGACGACGACGCGACGAACGACUCGAACGCGAAGAACGACGACGACGGCUUCGACGAGGAGAUGCUCCUCAAGGUGUUCAAGCAGACGUCGCAGUUCAGCAUGAAAAAGGCGCUCGCGGAGGAGCUCUUCUUCGACGGCGACGCGAUGGACCACGAGGACGACCUGUGGGACGACGAGGCUGGCGGGUGGGAUCUGAACGACAUCUUCGGCAAGGCGAAGCGCAAGGCGUCGAGAAUAGCGCGCGGGCCGCGAGAGCCGCGAGCGCCCAAGGCCCAAAAGUCGCACAUGAUCACCGCGUACAACAGUGACAAUCAGGCGCGUUCUGUACACUGGUCCCCAUACGACCGCGUCGGCGUGGUGAACGCCGUUCCUUAA